AUGCUCGUGAACACGGUGCUCUCGUCGAUUCCUCGUCUGGGUGACGUGGCCGUGAUGAUGGCGUUUCUGUUCGUCAUCAUUGCAAUCACUGGACUCGUGCUGAUGGACGGCAUCUUUUACCGCACGUGCAGGGCUGACCCGAACCCUACUCUGUUGAACAUUGCCGGCAACGAGUGCUGGCAUUGGGAGUUCACAGACGACGCUCGCCUCUGCGGGGGCAGCUACGACUGCUCGGGGACCCAGCCUGGCGGCUAUUGCUUUGGGCACCUCGAGGACAACAAUCCAAAGUUCGUGCCGAAGUUCGACGGCGGCAGCGACAUGCGAGGCCAUCCUUGGUGUGAGGGCUCUGAGCCCAUGAAGCACCCCGGGAAGCCCGAGACAGACUUCAUCCACUUCGACAACGUGGGCGCGGCGCUUCUGAUCGUGUUCCAGAGCAUGACGGUGGAAGGCUGGACCGUCAUCAUGUAUGACGUCCAGGACGCCUUCAAUCUGUGGUUUGGCACUGGAUACUUCGUCAUGCUUGUCUUCGUCACCUGGGCCUUCUUGUUGAACAUCGCGCUUGCAGUCGUUGACGAGGCGCGGCAAGACUUCCAGGACCACGACAACAAACUCCACGCAGACAAGCAGAAUGAUGACGCAGAGGAGCUGGCCGACGCCGUCCUCCGGGGCCCGGAGGAGAUGGCCGCAGGCGGCAGCGCAGAGAACUUGAUUGCCGACCACGACGGGCCAGGGCUGUGGGUUGACAACAUCGUGGUCUACUUCUUCAACGUGGUGGCCACUAGCGAGAUCUUCAUGAACUUCAUCAUGUUUAUCAUCAUUGCCAACGUGGUUACGAUGAUGAUCGAUGGAAAGUACCCGCCCGACCUGCAUUUGAAGGACUUCCUGUCGUGGAGCGAGACCAUCUUCCUCGUGAUCUUCUGCGCUGAGAUGGUGAUCAUGCUUGGCGGGUACGGCCCGAAGAGCUACUGGUUGAACCCGGUGACUGCCUUCGACGGCGUGAUCGUCAUCGCUUCCGUCAUUUCGAAGAUUCUCGGCGGCGGCGGGCCGUUCACCGCCCUGCGAGUGCUGCGGCUCUUCCGGGUGCUGAACAAGCUGGCGUACUUGUGGCCGCAGUUCAAAGUGCUCAUGAAGGCAAUCAUCCACACGGGGGUCUCCUUGAAUUACUGGCUGGUGCUCUUCGCGUUGAUGCUGUACAUCUUCACGUUGAUGUCCCAGUACUUUUUCGCCCGGAGCUUCUACUUCGUAGACGACGUGUUCUCUCAGGUGGUACCCAGCGUGGACACCGAAGAAGGCGCCCUGGAGUGCCCCAUGCCCUUCGACAAGUGGGAGUGCGUCCCCCGCGCGCACUUCGAGACCCCGGUGUGGGCGUUCGUCACGGUGCCGGGCAGACCUGUUCACCUGCGCCCUGACCGGGAUGGGCCCCUCGAGUUCCUCGCCAUCGUCGUGAUCCUCGUCGCGGGGCCCCUGCUGCACUCCGAGUGGGCCCAGGCGCAGCGCGGGCCUGGUGCAGUCGGCGGCAAGCUUACCCCUGAGCGCAGGGACGCCAUGCUUGCCAUGUCUGCCGAGCACUUCGAGGCCUGCAGCAUCUGGCUCUCGCCUGGUCAGAAGGCGCACCUGCUGGGGCUGCGUGCCGUGCAGACGGGCGACCCGCUGGCCCUCAGUCGCCACGCCAAGCAGCAGCAUGACACGCUCAAGGAUCAGGUCGCCAAGGCCAAGAACGCCUGGGAGAAGUCUCAGGAGGUGCUGGCCAAGCAGCUGCAGAAGACUGCAGAGCUCAAGGCGAAGUACGUGGAGCUUGAGGCCAAGGAGCUCGAGGCGGCCCGCGCCGCCGCCAGCGCCUUCACCGAGCUCGGGCGAGCUUCCAGGCCUCAGCCUGCUGACCAUGCUGCUUACCUUGUGGAGCAGCUGCGGGAGCUGGGGGUCGAGGCGGGCGUGGUCGACUCGAUCAAGCAGGUCGCGGAGGCCCGCCAGAAGGCUAAGAAGGACGAGGAGGAAGCGGCUGCUGCCAAAGCCCGCGAUCACGACCUGGACAUGGACGCGGCCAUCGGCAACCUCAAGCAGGGCGACUGGUUGGACAAGCUCGUCAGCUCUGCAGGUGAGAGCGGUAUCACUCGAUCGCAGCUGGAGGCUGCGCUCGAUGAGCUCGCGGUCUGUUUCCUGGAGGCCCUGGAUCGUUUUCGCGUCUUCGACUACGUAGUUAUGGACUAUUUCGCCACCGUCGCCAGCGACACUGCCGAGCGCCUGCACAAGCAGGCGACCCAGCUGAAGAUAGUCAACUGGGACCGAUGGGUAAAAACGCACUCGGUAGGCACUGGUUGUGGAUACGACCAGGUCCCGCCUAGGAGUUUUCUGCACUUGCCCGACAUUGCGCUCGAGCUAUUGUGCGGCCUCAUCGGGAUGAUUGAGGAGCAGGAGCUGGACGUGUUACGUUCCCAGGCCGCUGCUGCGCUCGACGCCAAGACCAGCGGCAAGAGCCGCACUCUCGCUCUCGCGCUCGCGCCGCAGGUCAACUACGACCCGAUCUGGAGGGCUACGCUGGAGCCUAUCAAAGCCUUCAGCUCUGUUCUUUGGGCGUCGCGUGUGCCAUGUCAUGUCCUAGAGCAUGGCCUUGGGGCUGCUAAAUUGGCGCUUUCUGGGAAAGACCAAAUGUGGCCGCAGGUUCGGGGUCCCUUUGGAGCCUUGUAUGCUACGCUCACCAGAGUCGGGAUCGUCGUCGUCGAGCCCCUGGUCUGGAAGCUGCCUGAUGGUCUGGAGCUGAAACUCACCGACAUCUGCCCCAGGGUCCUCCUUCACUGUUGUGCGCAUGCGGUGCGCCACUGGGUCAACCUGCAGAUUUCGGAGCACCUUCAGAUGCCUGAGUUCCGGACUGGUUUUUGGGAUGGGCCUCUGAAGUACCUCCUGAGCGCCAAGGGGGACCUCACUUGGCAGCAGCGUGGGUACCUCAGGAGUGCUAUCAUUGGAGCUCAGUGGCCCCAAGAUCGGCAAUUUCAACAAGGUUGGAUUGACUCCCCGAAUUGCCUUGCAUGCCAAGAGGCCCCUGGUACCCUCGUGCACCGGCACGCCGUGUGUAAGAGCAUGCUUGAGGCAAUAGGAGAGCCACUCCCCGAUGCAAUCAGACUCAUGCUCCCGCAUGCGGACCAGAAUGACCUGGUGCGCCUGAUGCUGGAGCGAGUGCUUGUCCCGCUCCCCAAGGCCCCUCAGGCGGUGUUGCAGAUGCCGUUGGAGCCUUGUGUGAAAUGGUACGGGGAUGCGCAUCAGCUCACAGGGGAUCUGUAUCUUGAUGGGUCCUUGUUUAUUGAUUAUCCACAUCGCGGGAUAGCUGCCUGGGCAGUCGUCGCGUUGGCCGCCGACAGUGACACGGCUGUCUGCACCAUCACUGGUCUUCUGCCCUUCCCGCUGCAGGACAUAGACGGUGCUGAACUUUACGCCCUGCUUGCAGCGCUCAGGUUUGCUGUGCCACCAGUAGUCAUGCACACGGAUUCCGAUUUCGUGUGGAAAGGUGUGCACAUGCUCCGCCAGACUCCCCCGCCAUGGGCAUGUGCGGAGCAGCGCGGGGACGAGACUAACGAGGUGACAGCUGGCAGCGGCAAGGGGAAGACGCACAUCUCGUGGCGACCAGGUAACCGCUGGACCCGUGCCAAGAGCGCCGGCGAGGGUGUGGCCUCUGCCUCCAUCCAGAGCCUCCAGAAGCUGGUCGAUCUCGCGACGCAGAAGGGCACCGCAGCCAAGACUGCCGACCGCAAGCUCGCGCAGACCACCGAGACGCUGGCGAACCGCAAGGACCAGACCGCUAGGAACAUUGGGGACCUUGCCAACCAGGACCUCGAGCAGGUCUGCAAUCUAGCCAGCAAUGCCAAGAAGAUCAGGGACCAGGCGAGCGACAGCGACAAUGAGCGCACUCAUCUGCACGGCAGUCCGCAGCCAGGAGGCCGAAGGGCGGGCUGCCAGCAGGACAAGUAUGACAUGGCGCAUCGCUCGGCUCGGAGUCCACUCACGAAGACAUGCAACAGCGACAACGAGCACACCGUGACGAGCGACAGUCCGCAGCCAGGAGGCCGAAGGGCGGGCUGCCAGCAGGACAGGUAUGACAUGGCAAAUCGCUUGGCUCUGCGACCACCUAAGGAGACCUACAACAGCGACAACGAGCACCCCGUGACGAUCGGCAGCCCGCAGCCAGCAAGCCGAAAAGCGGGCUGCCAUAAGGACAAGAACGGCAACAACAACGAGCACACCGUGAAGAAGGGCAGCCCGCAGCCAGAAGGGCGGGUCGUCAGGCAGCGACAGCAGACGAGAUGGAACGCCCUGCUCCAUGGCAGGCGAGGCAAGGCCACCGACCGGCCUGGGGCGCCCUUCGCAACGAAGAAGAUCGAGUACGGCGCCCAUCAGCUGGUAUGCGACCGCUGGCCCGAGCUCAGCAUCCACUCCGACGGUGUCGCCCAGGGUCAAGCGAGGUUCUCCCUUCCAGAUUCUGCAGUCAUAGGUCGUGACGCCAGGCUGCUGAAGCUCGGGGCCAGCACGCUGCGCAGACCGACGACGUGUGGAGCCGACCUCAGGCAGGAGCAGCUCUGCCUGCUCGUCCUCGUCAAGCUUCAGCUUCCUCGCCAGAACAGGGACAACGCGUCAUCCCUGAAGACCAGCAAAACCGAAAUCGGCUUUGAGGCGGACCGAAAGAGGUGCUCUGUCUGGGCGAACUUCGAGAACACACCUGAGGCGGCCUUCUCCCCCAGCCUGCGAAAUAGCGCGUUGAAGAACUCCCUCCCGGGCUCCGUGAAGUUGGAGGCCGCGAAGGCGUCGCUGCACCAGCAGCCCUGCACGAUUGGAGCUCUCAUUGGCCUGAACAGCGUCCGCGAGCGGUGGAGCAUCACGAGACUGCCCCAAAUCGCCACGGACCAGGGGUCGCACCGGUCGCACCGGUCGAGGCAGGCGCCCCCGGGGUCGGCGCACGGCAGGGCGCAGCAGCGCUGCUCCUGCGGCGUGGGCCAGGAGGCGGUCCACGUGACCCCUGACGGCGUCCAGCGCGUCCGCCGUGCUCGGCGAAUAGUGUCGUCCAUCUCCUUGCGCUUGUUGGCCGUGCCGAUGAUCAUCCAGUCUGGCGCCGACGCCAUCUCCGAGCCUCCUGCUGCCUCUCGCUCGUUGGGCCUCGCCGCUGGUGCCGCGCCCUCCCCCGGCAUCGUCGAGUGCAGGAAGGUGGAGGAAAUGAGUCGGGGCGAGAGCUGGCAGGGCGAGCCGCUGGGCCAGCCCCGCAGCUGCUGGAAGUGCUGCUCCAAGGUUUUCCAGGUCAUGACCGGCGAGAAUUGGAAUUGGAUCAUGUACGCCGGCAUGAGGGCGAAGGGCUGGGGCUAUGCCCUCUAUUUCGUCUUCAUGAUUCUGUUCGGGCAGACGCUCAUACUGAGCUUGUUUUUGACGAUGUUGAUGUCAAAGUUCGACGAAGUACAAGAUGAGCUUGAAGAGGAGGAGAAGAUCAAGAUACAGGAAAGAAAGGCGAACAAGCUGGCCCAGAGGCGCAAACUGAUGAAGAAACUCACCGCCAGCAAGGUUGACAACAAAGGAUUGUCCACGGGGCUCUCCGGCGACGACAAAGUGGGCGGCAGGUCCGAGGAGGGUCUCGACAUUGUGGAGUCGCGCACUUCGGAGGUGGAGCAGGACCUGUCGAAGGCGGAUAAGACUUCUUUGGGCCCCGCGGAGAUCAAGUCGCAGGAAGACGAGGACGACCUGCCCGGCUCACGCAUGAGCCGCAACAGCAGCCAGCUGUUCCAGACCCCCUUGCAGGUCGCCUGGGCUGCCACGGCAAACCCAAUCCUGAGCAGGUGUAGCCGCCGGCCCCGCCGCUGGUAGGAGCUGUUGGAGG
Messenger RNA from Prorocentrum cordatum, 5848 nucleotides. The record is from the annotation of a GenBank genome assembly. NCBI's taxonomy places the organism in Eukaryota, Dinophyceae, Prorocentrales, Prorocentraceae.